GGCGCCCUCAUCUCAUUGCGCGUAAGGAAUCUGUCGACACGGAGUAUCGACCGAGGCGGAGUAACUCCUACACCUCCACUUCCUUACCUCGUUUUUAUUUAGGUUAUAAUUUGCAAAAAUGACAGAACAGGAGCAAUCUUCAUCGAAAUCAAGUGGUUCAGCAGACUGCAAUGCUGAAAAAGACGAGAAAAGACCACAAUUUGGUACGAGGUUUUUAACCGAUUCCUCUGAAGUAUUCAAGCACAAUGCAUGGGAUAAUGUCCAGUGGGAUGAAGAGCAGCAAGUUCAAGCUCAAAAAAAGGUUGCUGAAAACUCUGAAAAAAUAGCAUCUGAAGAGGAUCGACAAAAAUUUGAACAAGAUGCAAAUAAAUAUUGGGAUUCUUUCUACAGCAACCACCAAAACCGAUUUUUUAAGGAUAGGCACUGGCUUUUCACUGAAUUUCCUGAACUAGCGCCUCACAAACCAGACGAAAUUGAGUCGGAACUGAAACCUGACUAUAAGAGGUGUAUUCUGGAAAUAGGGUGUGGUGUUGGAAACACUGUCUUUCCAAUUUUGCAAUACAGUCAAGAUAAAAAUUUAUUUGUGUAUUGCUGCGAUUUCUCUUCCACUGCAAUUGACAUUAUGAAAGAAACCCCUGAAUAUGAUACAUCAAGGUGUUGUGCUUUUGUUUGUGAUGUAACUGCUGAUGAAUGGAAUGCUCCUUUUGAAAAGGGGACUUUAGACAUCAUUGCUAUCAUUUUUGUCUUGUCAGCAAUUAGUCCAGAAAAGAUGGACCAAGUAGUCAACAAAGUAUAUGAGUACCUGAAACCAGGUGGUUUGGUAGUUUUCCGUGAUUAUGGCCGCUACGACAUGGCUCAGCUGCGUUUUAAAAAGGGUCGUUGCCUUGGAGAUAACUUUUACUCAAGAGGAGAUGGAACCAGAGUCUACUUUUUUACUCAAGAUGAGUUGAGAACAUUGUUCAAGGGAGCAGGAUUCGUUGAAGAACAAAAUUUGGUUGAUAGAAGAUUACAGGUCAAUCGCGGAAAGCAAUUAACCAUGUACAGAGUAUGGGUCCAGGCCAAGUAUCGCAAACCACUGACCUAGAAAUGGCCUGGAACAUGUAUACAAGGUUUUUUACUCAUAAAUAAACUCUUAAUCAAUUGAUUGUAA
This is a messenger RNA of Frankliniella occidentalis (western flower thrips), 1150 nucleotides long. It is a transcript of the gene Mettl2, whose product is annotated as tRNA N(3)-methylcytidine methyltransferase METTL2. NCBI's taxonomy places the organism in Eukaryota, Metazoa, Arthropoda, Insecta, Thysanoptera, Thripidae. Gene Ontology annotation, molecular function: tRNA (cytidine-N3)-methyltransferase activity. Bases 119 to 1084 code for a protein of 321 amino acids. The transcript has 6 exons. The record is from RefSeq and is a predicted model, not a curated record.